AUGUCGACGAACAAUGUUACAACAUCAGAGGAGUUGGAGGGUUUUGCCAGGCAGUUCAAACAGCGUCGGAUAAAACUUGGCUACACGCAGGCAGAUGUAGGCCUGGCACUUGGAAGUCUUUAUGGAAAUGUAUUUUCACAAACGACUAUCUGCAGAUUUGAAGCCUUGCAACUCAGUUUCAAGAACAUGUGCAAGUUGCAGCCCCUGCUCAAUAGAUGGCUCGAAGAAACGGAUUCCACAUGCUCAUAUUAUUCACCUCUUAGUAGCCAUCCAAUCGGCGCCAGUCUCUCUCGCAAGCGUAAAAAAAGAACAAGCAUUGAAUCGACCAUUAAAAAUGAACUCGAAGCCCAUUUUUUAAAGCAGCCUAAACCGCUAACACAGGAUAUUUCACUUUUGGCGGAAUCUCUUCAGUUGGAAAGAGAAGUAGUAAGAGUUUGGUUUUGCAACAGGAGACAAAAGUUGAAAAGAAUGACUCCA
Molecule: messenger RNA, 477 nt
Organism: Helobdella robusta
Lineage: Eukaryota; Metazoa; Annelida; Clitellata; Rhynchobdellida; Glossiphoniidae
Exons: 2
Biological process (GO): regulation of transcription by RNA polymerase II
Molecular function (GO): RNA polymerase II cis-regulatory region sequence-specific DNA binding; DNA-binding transcription factor activity, RNA polymerase II-specific
Source: RefSeq, a predicted model, not a curated record